AUGAUUUGGCCGGCCACGCCGCGCGACCACCUGGACGCCGAGCUGCAGAAGCACAUGAAGCUGUUCCGCGCGCAGCGCAACUUCUUCAUCGCGGGCUUCGCCCUCUACCUGUUCCUGGUGCUGCGCCGUCUGAUCACGCUCAUCUCGAAGCAGGCCGCCCUGGAGGCGAGCAACGAGGCGGCGAUGCGACAGGCGGUCAGCGCCUCCAACGCUGCCAAGAAGCUGAUGGAGGGCAAGGAGAUCAGCGCCGGCGGCGACAAGGAGACGAAGGAGCUGAAGAAGAAGCUGUCCGAGGCGGAGAAGGAGCGCGACUCGGCGCUGAAGAAGGCCGAGGCGCUGCAGUGCCAGGCCGAGGCCACCAGCCGCGAGUACGACCGGCUCAUGGAGGAGCACGCGCAGCUCCAGAAGCAGACGGCCGCCGGUGAUAAGAAGGACGACUGAGCGGCGGCGAGCGCCGGCCCGGUCUAGCCGCCUGUUGGCUCUCUCUGCGGGCAGCUAUGCGAGGGCGCCGGCCGGUACCGGGGCACUGUGCGUACGAUUUUGGUAAAGGACGGAUUGUUAAUUUUGCUGUGUUGGAUGGACAGGCGGUUGUGCAUAGCCAAACCUAUUGUAGACGUGCGACGCCGAGUCCCAAACCCAGUUGUCGGUAGUCGUGUGGCGCUUAAGCGGGGAGGGCUAAAUCGGGCAUAAUGAUGUCUAGAUAAUGCUGCACCAUAAUUCAGAGGAACAUUUAACUAUUGUCCGGCCGUGACGCAGAUCCGUAUGUUCCCGCAGUCAACUCCAGUGGACCCAACGGCUGUCAGAAUUUCUCAGAGUUUCGUUCCGAGCACAAUGAUGCCAUCCCAGAUUGUGCCACUUGAUCCCAAUGUCGCUUGACCGAGGUCGCCGGCCAAGUGGGCUGGCGCCUCGCUAUCCGCGUGCUGUUGUCCUCUGGUAUUUCCCGUCCUCCAGACGGGGGAAUGGUGCCCGGUCGGGGUGUCGCGCCGCUGAUCGGUAAAUGGCUAUCUGGCGGCAGCCAGCGGCACCGCCGCGCUUUGCGAAGAUCACAACACUGUGACGUGCUCACGUUCAAAGUAUUCCCGUGUAUUCAUCGUGCUUUCCCUGGGGUUGAGGCUUGUACAUUCUCCCGCUAUCGUUGGAUUUUAUAAGGAAGGGCAGACGCUUAUGGGCAUGCGAUGUCGCCAUGAUAGCGUUGCAGACGUAUCGUAAUAAAACGAGAACAGAGGUCUC
Messenger RNA from Pollicipes pollicipes, 1230 nucleotides. Its product is annotated as B-cell receptor-associated protein 31. The record is from RefSeq and is a predicted model, not a curated record. Lineage: Eukaryota; Metazoa; Arthropoda; Thecostraca; Pollicipedomorpha; Pollicipedidae. The transcript is spliced from 4 exons. Bases 1 to 441 code for a protein of 146 amino acids. Gene Ontology annotation, cellular component: endoplasmic reticulum membrane; endoplasmic reticulum. Gene Ontology annotation, biological process: endoplasmic reticulum to Golgi vesicle-mediated transport; intracellular protein transport.